Messenger RNA from Strongylus vulgaris, 363 nucleotides. Lineage: Eukaryota; Metazoa; Nematoda; Chromadorea; Rhabditida; Strongylidae. The record is from the annotation of a GenBank genome assembly.
UUGCUCAUACCCAUAUACUGCGUUAAGGAUUUAUGGGUAUUUACGUUCAGGGUAGCUCAACAAGAGCGCCACUACCAUCCGCAGCGAACAUUCGUUGUGCGAGCCAAUCCCCAACAAGUGGUCUACGCUACUCCUGCUUCUCCUGUUGCUUACGCAGCACCUACUGUCUACUCUGCUUCUGUAUAUCCAUCUGCACAACCGUACAUCCAAAGUCAACAGCCGUAUAACAUCGCAACUGCACCUUCAUUACCCCCUUCACAGCCGUACUUCGAUCAGCCUGCGACUUCACAGCAAACCUUUCCUCCUCUAUCAACAGCUCAACCACCACCUGACUAUGAAAGGGUAGUAAAACAAGAAGAAUAA